UCAACCACGCAACCAUGCUCUCCUUCGUGUCGUCGACCUCCAACGCCUUCGCCGCGCCCGCGCGCGUCAUUCGCCCGACGGCGGCCCCUGCCGCCGCCUCUAUUCGCCUCGCCAACGAGAUGGAGCCCGAGGAGGGCUGGAACGUCGACAACCUCACCGACAUGAUGGACACCGCCUCUAACUCCGUUGCGCCCACCACCUUCAAUGGCGCCACGUUCGCGGCUGCCCUUCCCGGUGCGACUGCUCCGCUCGGCUACUUCGACCCCCUCAACUUCUGCGCCGAGCGCGACGAGGAGACGAUCCGCUUCCUCCGUGAGGUCGAGAUCAAGCACGCGCGCGUCGCGAUGCUCGCCGCGCUGGGCUUCCCCGUGGCCGAGCAGUUCCAUCCGCUGUUCGCGUCAGAUGACGCCCCCUCGUACGUCGCCUUCCAGCAGACGCCGCUCCAGACCUUCUGGCCGGUGGUUGUCGGCGUCAUCGCGGUCGCCGAGGUUUUCUCGGUCUUCACGUUUGAGAACCCGGGCACCAAGCUCUGGGGCAUCCGCAAGGACCACGUCCCGGGCGACCUCGGGUUCGACCCGCUCGGCCUCAAGCCGUCCAACGCCGCUGCCCUCGCCGAGAUGCAGACCAAGGAGCUCAACAACGGGCGGCUCGCGAUGAUUGCCAUCGCCGGAAUGGUCGGGCAGGAGCUCGCCACCGGCAGCAAGCUGUUCUGAGCUCCCAACUCCCCUGGGGGCCUCCACUCACACACACGGACCAUGUAGGUAGCGUGUCUUGUUCCCUCCGCCCGGCCGCACAGAGCGCGCACAGAGGCAUAUUGUUUAUUUUCUGGCUAGCUCCAUGAAGAUGACGUAAAUAACCGCGUAA
Molecule: messenger RNA, 864 nt
Organism: Emiliania huxleyi CCMP1516
Lineage: Eukaryota; Haptophyta; Isochrysidales; Noelaerhabdaceae
Gene: Lhcf36
Product: light-harvesting family
Exons: 2
Coding region: 15-713 (232 amino acids)
Biological process (GO): response to light stimulus; photosynthesis, light harvesting in photosystem I
Cellular component (GO): membrane
Source: RefSeq, a predicted model, not a curated record